GUACAAUUCGUAUUGAUAUUUAUAUAAAAUGUGAUAUUUUCAAUAAAAUUACAUGUACUUAUAUUUAAAUUCACUAAAAUGAUAUAGUUUAACUUAUGAAGUUGGUGAAUCUGUCAUGCCGGUCAUACCGGUAGUGUCAUGCCAGUUUCAUGACCAGAACCGGUUGAACCAGGUUCAACCGGUGCCAUGCCGGCUGGCAUGACAACCAUGAUCCUCCGUCACCCACACACAACAAUCUUACCAUACAUUACACAAGGUACUAAAAAUUUCUAUUAAAUCAUAAUAUAAUUCACUUAUAAAUUUAAAAAAAAAAACAAAAACUUCUUGACCUUCUUAAGAAUUAAGAUACUUUCUGGUACAGGAUGUUAGUGGGGUUAUUCCCAUGACCUCCACGUUCAUCCACUCUUUCACUCAUUUCCAGCACAAACCACAUCUAAUCGGAACACUAUAUAAAGGCAAGCGUGACCCUCAGAAGCUCUCACACUGUUGAAAAGCAUUACCUAGAUUUUAUUUGUUUGAAAGCAUCCAUGGAGUUCCGCAGUCUAUCCCAGCUCAACCUGCAUGAAGACAACGCCGCUGUCCGCGUCAGGAUCCUUCGAUUAUGGAGGACAAUGAAGCCAGAUGGCGUGCAGAUUCACCAACUUUAUAUGUUGCUGCUAGACAACGAGGGGACAGAGAUGCAGGGCUUAGUUAGCUCCGUUAAUGUACCAGAGUUUCAGCCCAUUCUUCAGGCCGGAAGGAUUUACGUCUUCAGAAACUUUGUGGUUCGUUCCUAUCAUGGUCACUAUAGGGUUUCGCCUUCUACCCGCCGAAUCUGCUUUGGUGAUGAUACAUUGGUUGAAGAAGUGGCGAAUGCGCAUGAUAUACCGACGUAUAAUUUCCGUUUUUUGGCUGCCGCGGAUCUACCGCAAGCUGUCCACAACCAUGCCUAUAUGUCUGAUAUAAUCGGCGAGGUUGUAGCUGCCGGACCAGAACAAGCACUAUUCGAGGAUGUUGCUGUUCUAAGGCGAAAAACUGUUGACCUCAGAUUGAUAGAGGGUGACAUAGUGGAAGUCAUCUUAUGGGAUGGUCUGAUUGAUCAAUUCCAAGAAUUGAUGCCUCAUCACCCGGGACCUGGAACCACAGUUGUGUUCACCUCUGUGGUAGUUCAACAUUUCAAUGGUCAACACUACUGUGUUGGAUCAAAUGCCACCAAACUCUACUGCAAUUUGCACUAUCCUCACCAACACCCUUUGCUGAAUAAUAUAGAAAAUGCUCUCCUGGCUAUUGACUAUACUUUGGAGGAAGCCCUAGGGGUGAGUAUCAUCUCUUCAAUUCCUGAGCUGAACAUGUACAAGACUGACAUCAAUAACCAGGGCAUUUACUUUAUUGUUGAUGCCCAAGUGAAAGAUGUGAAUAUCUUCUGGUCCCCCUCGAGGCUCAAGUUUAUGGUGCAGUUGAAUAUUCAUAAAGGAUCUGAUGAAGUUGUUGUUAUGUUUACGACAAGCAAGUUCCGCUGGAUUGCAAGUCGUAUUAUUGAGGGAACAGAUAGAGAAUGGACCCAGAACUUCAGCAUUCUCUUGGAAUCUUUAAGGGGUCAAUCAUUCAAGUUGAUGGUCGAACUAGGUGGUUUCAACCAGUUGACAAAUGAAUUUGAUGUAGUCCUGCGCAAGUUGUUCUGGUAGAUAAUGUUUCGUCAAGGGAUUAGUGGUUUAUGGGGACGUGAAUGUGUUCAUAUAUGUUUCUUUCUUUAUUAGCUUAACAUUAGGACCAGCAAGUGUUAAUUAGCUGGUCAGUCUAUUUGCUAUCAUGUUUCUGCUUUCUAAGUACUGAUCAUGUUUCUUAAAAUUCAGUUAUGAAAUAUAUUUCCUUAAAUUUGGUUUCUUAAAUUCAAUUUUGUGCCUUUUCAAUUGAAGGAUUUUACCUACUUAUAAUCUAGAACACAUCACUCUGUUAAUAGACAGACUCCAUCACUUAAAUAAAACCAAGGGAGUUUGGUACUUACAUAGCAGGGUCCAAGAAGUCAGUUGCUCCAAAGAGUUUGAGCUAGGAUGCUUUGGAAUCCUUCUCUCGCCAUAGAGACAUGUAUAUCUCCUAAUUGUAAAUGAGAUUUGGAAAUGCUGUUGUGCACUUAAACUUCAUGUGGCUUUAGGUGUGUCGAAGAAUUCCUGGUAAUCAUGAAUCACAAGUCAUUUCCUAAAGGUUCUUCCAAUGAAUCCAAGAAACAGAAUGUUGUAAGCAACAUAAUUGAACUUACCUCAUUCUAUUUAACGACUGUCGGUUCGUUAUUGGCAGCCUUCUCUGGACCCUCACUUUCAAACAAGAAAGAACCAGUCCCUUGCUUUCUACCGCGAUCGUGAAACAAGUGCUCUUCUUCAUCGAUCAUCCUACGAAAUUUUUUUAAUAAAAACUCAUUAUGAUAUAAUUACAUAAUAAGGAGCGAGUUUCAGAUCACCUGUUUAUCAAAUCCAACCGAAGGGCAAUAAGUCAAACUUAAAAAGUCAGGUAAUUGAGGAGUGAAUCAAUUCAUAAGUUAUACAAAUUUUGACUCCAAACCCCAUUUAUGAACAAGCUAUAACGAAGGCAAUAUAGUGUAGUACAAGCUUACGAAUUCCAAUCUACAUUGAGCUGACGUUGAGAUCAAGGCUUCAGAACAAGAAACAUGACAUUUGUGCCAUGGGUCGUAUGGAAAAAAGGAGAAUAAACCCCCUACCAAUUUGACAAAGAGUAAGAACGAGGAGAUGGAGAGGGGUACUCUAACAAUCGAAGGAGGACAUAGAUCGAAUGACGAACGAAAGGGGACAUCGAUUUCAGGGGGUUACCUCCACUAUCGGCGAAGGCACAACAGGAGGCGCCAUUUUGUAGUUUUGCACUCGACUGUAAACCCCACCUUGACACCCAGCGGGAUUCAUCUUUCAAUUAAUCGGGCGCCAACAUUCUAUUGGGGGAUUGCGCUGAGGACGUAAGAAUUGUGAAGGGACGAAGUUAUGAAUCGCGAUCGAGAGCCGUCAAGUCUGGCGGGGAGGAGCAACAGAGGCGGAAAUCAAGGAGAGGGACUUCCAUUUUCGUAUUCCGAUCCCUUUGUCUGAAGGAAAAUGUAUGGACUUCAGUUUUUGAUUGAUAAAAGAGGGUAGAUGGAUACCAUUGAUGUUCAUGGAGACGAUGAAGUGAACGGAAAGAGGUAGACAUCAGUGAAGAGGCAUAAGAUGAGCAGUCGAAUGGAAACGAUGGAUGACGGAUCUGUGAUAGGAGGUUGUUUUAGACAAUGUUGCCCAGGAGUCUAUAUCCCAUCCAUCAAAGAAUUGUCUGAAGAUGACGGAUACUCUGCGUUUUGGUGAGUUUCCCAUAAACCAUUCUUUGGACA
Molecule: messenger RNA, 3343 nt
Organism: Linum trigynum
Lineage: Eukaryota; Viridiplantae; Streptophyta; Magnoliopsida; Malpighiales; Linaceae
Source: the annotation of a GenBank genome assembly